UGCUGCAGCUGCUGUGAGUCCGGCAGCUCCCGUGGCACCGGCAUUGCCCCGCGGGGGCCACACGUGUGGCCUUUCCCAGGCCUGUCGGGCUGUGCCACGUUUGCUUAGGCUUGGCUUUAUAAAGAGGUGCAGGAGCUUCCUCUGCUCCGUCCCGGGUUUGGUCCAGACGCUGCCCCCAGCACAGCCUUCACUAUGGAUGGCUUGAAUGUCUCCAUUGCUUUUUUUUUCCUGGUUGUUGGGGUGUGCCAGCUGCUCAGGUGGCUUUCCAAGAGGCUUCUGUCCCCCGGAACACACGGCUGCCUUGCCAGGGAAUUUGCUGGCUCGCUCCAGUUGUGCAUGAGCUGCCUCGAGCUGAGGAUGCUGAUGGAUAUUGGCCCCUGGGGUGGUGGCUUUGGCCUGGACGUGGUCCUGACGCUGCUCUUCCUCCUCUCCGCUGUCCACGGCGCCUCUUUUGAUGGAGCAUCUGCCAACCCCACCGUGUCUCUCCAGGAGUUCCUGCUCCUCGAGUCCAGCCUGGCAGCCACGGCGGCCAAGCUGCUGGCCCAGGGUGUGGGCACAGGGACGGGCUGGGCUCUCACCUGGCUCUACUGGUCCUGGGAGCUGACACAGCUGCAUUUCAUCCAGCACCUGAUCGCGCCCGAGUGCAGCUCCUCCAUCCGCGCCUCUCUGCCCCACGCUGCCUUCGUGGAAGGCUCCUGCUCCUUCCUGUUCCACCUUGUCCUGCUCAAGGUGCGACAGAGUCACCCCCUGUGCCGGGUCCCUGCGCUGGCAGUGACUGUCACCUUCCUGACCUACACAGCUGGACCAUUCACGGGGGCCAUCUUCAACCCUGCCCUGGCCACAGCCACCACCUUCCACUGCUCGGGGAACAGCUUCUGGGACUACAUCCAGGUUUACUGGCUGGGGCCCCUCGCAGGGAUGCUCGCUGCCCUCCUGCUCUUCCAGGGCAACAUCCCACGCCUCUUCCAGAAAAACCUUCUCUACAGCCAGAAGAGCAAAUACAAGGUGCCCAAGGCAAAGGUGACAGCACAGGUGGAGAGUGACAAACCCCAGCAGAAGAGGAAAGCUGGGAAGAGCAACUCGGAGCCCUGUGCCUGAGCCCAGGGGUCCUGGCUGCCCUUUUCCUGGGAAAGGGUUUCCCAGUGUGGAGGAUUUUGCUGCUUGUUCAGUCCUUAAAGCAUCACAAAGGAAGCCCUUGCAGGAUGCCUGAGCCCCCGAGCUCCUCUGGGAAUUUUGGGAGAACCUGAAAUAUUCCAGGCCCACAUUGCUGCCUCAGAGAGAAAACUCUGAACACUUCUGCACAAAUUGCUGGUUGUCUUGUGGGCCAUGCCAUGGGCAGGCUUGAGCAACUGGGGGUUAUUGCAUCGUGCAACGCCUGAAAUAACCCCACUGGGUCUCUUGCAGCCCUAAAAACAAAGUAUAAACCAGUGAUUGCCUUGGGCACUUGGGAUGGGAAGGAAACAGGCUUUGAGCUUUCGAGGUAUUAAUGGAUACUGGUUAAAAAUUGGUGGGGUUUGAGUUAAACUUGACCUGAAGUCCCUGAACUGCACAGGCUAAACCCAGCAAGUCUUGGAGAGGAAUUAAAAAUGUUCCAAGGCAAGAGAGUUCACUGGCCACGGGAGACCCUGCUCCUCUGGGGAUGUGCUUAGCCUGGGUUCUGGUGCUGUAAAACAUCAAGAAAUGGUGCACAAAGGGUCUGUGGUUAGAAAAAAAAAAAGAGACCCAGGCAGCUGCUGUGGUUGAGCAAGUGGAUCCCUGGGCUCUGCUCCGUGUCUACGUGAAAUACUCCUAACUGUAAAAUUACAGUUUGUGGAAAAAAAUAAU
Corvus hawaiiensis (hawaiian crow) is the source of this 1824-nucleotide messenger RNA. Its product is annotated as aquaporin-12-like. The transcript has 3 exons. Gene Ontology annotation, cellular component: membrane; cytoplasm. Gene Ontology annotation, biological process: transmembrane transport. Gene Ontology annotation, molecular function: channel activity. Bases 193 to 1098 code for a protein of 301 amino acids. NCBI's taxonomy places the organism in Eukaryota, Metazoa, Chordata, Aves, Passeriformes, Corvidae. The record is from RefSeq and is a predicted model, not a curated record.